CUCGGUCAGAUACAAAAUGGCUUCCAGAUUAGAGGAGGAUUUCUGCUGUCCGGUCUGUCAUGAUGUCUUUAGAGAUCCUGUUCUUCUGUCAUGCAGCCACAGCUUCUGUAAAGACUGUCUGAAGAGCUGGUGGAAGGAGAAAAUAACACGUGAGUGUCCAGUUUGUAAGAGAAGAUCUUUGAGGGAAGAACCACCCUGUAAUCUGACUUUAAAGAACCUGUGUGAGAGUUUCUUACAGGAGAGAGAUCAGAGAUCUUCAGAGGCUCUCUGCAGUCUGCACUCUGAGAAACUCAAACUCUUCUGUCUGGACCAUCAGCAGCCAGUGUGUGUCGUCUGCAGAGAUUCAGAAAAACACUCCAACCACAGAUUCAGACCCAUCGAUGAAGCUGCACGACAACACAAGAAGGAACUUGAGGAAACUCUGGAGCCCUUAAAGGAGAAGUUAAAGGUUUCUGAAAGAGUUAAAGUGAAGUUUGAUCAAACAGCAGAACACAUGAAGGUCCAGGCCCGACGCACAGAGAGGCUGAUUAAGGAGCAGUUUAAGAAGAUUCACCAGUUUCUAGAAGAGGAAGAGGAGGCCAGGCUGGCUGCACUGAGGGAGGAAGAGGAGCAGAAGAGUCAGAUGAUGAAGGAGAAGAUGGAGGCUCUGAGCAGAGAGAUAGCAGCUCUUUCAGACACAGUCAGAGCCACAGAGGAGGAGCUGAGAGCUGAAGACGUCUCAUUCCUGAACAACUACAAGGCUGCAGUGGAAAGAGUCCAGCAGCGCCCCCUGCUGGAGGAUCCACAGCUGCCCUCAGGAGCUCUGAUAGACGAGGCCAAACACCUGGGCAACCUGACCUUCAACAUCUGGAACAAGAUGAAGGACAUGGUCUCCUACAGUCCUGUGAUUCUGGAUCCAAACACUGCUCAUCCAUAUCUCAUCCUGUCUGAAUAUCUGACCAGUGUGAGACCAGGAGAGAAACAGCAGCUUCCUGAUAAUCCAGAGAGGUUUGAUCAGUACUGGACUGUUCUGGGCUCUGAGGGCUUUAACUCAGGGACUCACAGCUGGGAUGUCGAGGUUGGAGACAGUACAUACUGGUUACUGGGUGUGUCAGCAGAGUCUGUCCAGAGGAAGGGAGACAUACUGUCUGGAUUAUGGAUAAUAUGCUUGUAUGAAGGUAAUUACUCCGCACGGUCACCACCAGCUCCAUCAACUGAUCUUGUAGUUCAGAAGAAGGUCCAGAGGAUCAGAGUGAAUCUGGACUGGAACAGAGGAAAGCUGUCAUUCUCUGAUCCUGAUACUAACACACACAUACACACCUUCACACACACUUUCACUGAGAGGAUGUUUCCAUACAUUUUCACUGGGGAUAAAGUCCCACUGAAGAUAUUACCAGUGAAGGUCAGUGUGACAGUGUAACAGAGCAGUUAGAGAUAAAUAGGAUGAUUAUAUUCAUGAUGUUUAUUCCUUAAAGAGAAAAAUCUCUGAAUUGAACCUUUUAAACUGAAACCUGGUCCUCAUUAUUCCAAUUAUUUUUAGCAUAUUUUAUUAAAACAAUAAAAACUAAACAGCUGCUUGAUUCCCGACACUGGGACCAGAUGACUUUCUCUUAAACUGAGAAGGUGUGCGAGUGCUCUUACUCUGAAAAUAAGGACAAUAAUCUGUUUCCUCUGCUUGGAUAUUAUGCAACCAUUGUUGGUACUGGUUAAAUCCACCUCAAUAUUAGCUGUAAGAUCUUAUUAAGACAAUGUUACAUAUUUUUACUUAAAAUCAGUUUCUAAUGCAAAAAAUGUUUGACAAGAUUAUUUUUCUAUUGGACCAAAAAUAAGAGUAAUUUCUAAAAGGAUUUUUUACUUUGUUGAAAUAUGUUUUUUGCAGUAAACAAUAUGCUUAUUAGUCUGAUUGUUUUUCUUUUCUUUUUGUUAUUUAGUUUUAAAAAAAUGUCUUUUUGUUUCUAUUGUUGACCUUUUUCAGAUGUAAAAUUAUUUCACUUAGUUACUGAUCUUUAUGUUUGGUUUUCUUUUAAUUGAUACUGUGUCAUUUUAAAUUCAUUUUUUCAUUAUUUUUUUGUGGAAGCUGAUGGAUCCAAAUAAUUGAUACAAAUUAAUCAAUAACUGCAUGUUUGAGCUGCAAAGUUUCCAGAUUGUUUAAUUCCACAUAUGAAAUGUUCACAAUGUGUAAAAUAUUUGUUUAAAUGAUCUAAAAUAUAUGAACAAUGUUCUGUUUGAUGUGAUGAAGUCUCUAACAGUGUUUUCAUUUAGUUUCCAUCAGUUGAAUUCUGCUGUUAGUCAUUCAGUCAGAGGAGAAGUUCUUCUAUUUAAGGUGGAAUGUCUCAUGUUUAAGGUGGAACGUCUCAGUUUGGGUUCAGACUGUAUGUAAUGUUGCUGAUUUCAGAACAUUAAUUAAUGUUAAUGUACAAUUCCUCAUGUUUUAUAAUGUUUAAUAACAUUCUCCAGUCGGAGAAAUACAGUUAUUAACUUGAUACCAUCUAAAAUAACUGACCUAAUGGGCUAUAACGAGUUUCUGUUAACUUUAUACCAUAAGAAAAUUGUCUUUGAAUGAACAAUUAAUUCGGUUUUAAGUUAAAUCUGCAUGUAAAUAGAUUUUUAAAAGGAGAUAAAGUUUUCUAUCUGUGACAUGACCACAAUCAAGAUUUCCUCACAGUCAAAAACUGUAGAAAAGUAAUAAUUUUACAUAAUAUGACCUUUAUUGAACAACAUAUGAAGGUUGACAGCAGUGAGAACAAAUGCAAUGCAGAGGUUUGACCAGCAGGUGUCACUGUUUUGUCUUUGAACAGUUUGUCAGGUUGCGUUCACUGGCUUCAGGAAAUCUGUACCAUCACCUGGACCCACCCAGGGUUCCACUGUCCUCCACAAAGAGAAGAUAAAAACAAUCUGUAUGUUUAACAUUUAAUUAAAGUGAGUGGUAGUGAGCGUGUGCAGGACGAACACCCACUAAUGUUUAUUCUCAUUUCAAAUUUGCACAAUGAAAUAAAACCGAUGUGCUGCCUCAGAAAGAAGAGGGAACAUCACCAAGAAUACAAGACUUUCUUCACUCUUUUGCUUUUAUCCAGAACUCGUAAAACGGACUUUUUUCAAAUAACUGAAAAUGUUGCAGCAGCGUAAAAGCAGAAGCAACAUCGUUUGAAAAAAAAAAAAGAAAUUCAGAAUAAAACUGAAA
Molecule: messenger RNA, 3160 nt
Organism: Dicentrarchus labrax (European seabass)
Lineage: Eukaryota; Metazoa; Chordata; Actinopteri; Moronidae
Product: nuclear factor 7, brain
Exons: 2
Coding region: 17-1399 (460 amino acids)
Molecular function (GO): zinc ion binding; protein binding
Source: RefSeq, a predicted model, not a curated record